AUGCCCCCCAAGAACAAGGGCAAGAAGGGAAAGAAGGGAGGUGACGACGACGACGCUUUCUGGGCCGCCAAGGAGAAGGAGCUCGAGGCCAAAAUGGCUACUCCCGACGAGGACAACGAGGCGGGUGGUGGCGGUGCCUUUGACGCCCUCGACGAGGACGACGAGUUCGGUGGAGGUGGCCUCAUGGCUGCCAUCGCCGCGGCCAAGAACAAAAAGAAGGACAAGAAGAAGAAGAAGCAGUCCGCUUUUGCCGAUCUCGACAUGGACGACGAGGAGGGAUUCGACUCGAAGGAGCCCGAGCGCGCCAACCUCGACGAUGAGUGGCCUGAGGACGAUGUUAAGCCUAAGAAGGGCAAGAAGGGAAAGAAGUCCAAGAAGGCUGUCGAGUCUGAGGACGAGGCCGAGCCCGUGGAGGAGCCGGAGGCUCCCAAGGAGGCUGAGCGUGCGAACCUCGACGACGAGUGGCCCGAGGAGGACCUGAAGCCCAAGAAGGGCAAGAAGGGAAAGAAGGGCAAGAAGCAGGCCGUCGAGGAGGACGACGACGAUUUCCUCGAGAAGGCCGCUGCCGAGGCUGCCGCUGCCCGCGCCGCCGCCGAGGCUGCCAAGCCCAAGGACGAGCCCUCCCCGGCCGCCGAUGAGCCCGAGGAGGAGGAGACUGGCGGCACCAGGAUCCUCUCCAAGAAGGAGAAGGAGAAGUUGAAGAAGGAGAAGGAGAAGGCUAAGAAGAAGGCGCAGGCGGCCAAGAAGAAGGCCGCCGCUGCCGACGAGAAGAAGGCCGCCGCUGCCGACGAGGCUGACUCUGGAGCCGCUACUCCUGAGCCUUCCACUCCCGCGCCCGAGGCCGCCGAGGAGGAGGCCGCCGACGAGCCGGCUUCGUCAGCCGCGGACAAGAAGAAGAAGAAGAAGAAGGGUGCCGCCAAGGCCGAGCCCGAGCCGGCCAAGCGCAAGAAGGUGUCAGCGCACAUUCUCGCGAUGCAAAAGGCGAUGGAGGAGAAGAAGCGUCUCGAGGAGGAGGCCCGUCGCGCCGAGGAGGAGCGCCAGCGUCAGAUCGAGGAGGAGGAGCGCGCCGCCGCCGAGGAGGAGGCCCGUAUCCAGGCCGCCGAGGACGCGAAGAAGGAGAAGGAGCGGCUAAAGAAGGAGAAGGCCAAGGCCGAGGGUCGUCUUCUGACGCCCGCCCAGAAGCGUGAGCGUGCUGCCGCCGAGGCGCGUAAGCAGGCUCUGCUCGCGUCCGGCGUCAAGAUUGCCGCGCUCGAGGGUGGUGCCCCCGCCGCCAAGCGCCCCUUCAACAAGAAGAAGGGCGGAAAGGGCCCGCAGGCUAAGACCCCCAGCCAGCCUUCUACCCCCGCUCCUUCUACUCCUGCUCCCUCCUCGCCCAAGGUCGAGGCGACGAAGCCGGAGGAGAAGAAGGACGAUGACGAGGACGACUGGGACAAGUCGGACGACGAGGUUGCGGACGUUGCCGCCGGCGUCAAGGACCUGAAGGUCGACGACAAGAAGGAGGAGUCGGAGGACGACUGGGACAAGUCGAGCGAGGACGAGGCCCCGCCGCCGCCCAAGCCCGCCGCGAAGGAGGCGGCCAAGCCGGCUGCUAAGCCCGCCGCGAAGGCUGCCCCGGCCAAGCCCGCCGGCAAGGCCGCUCCUGCCAAGGCCGCUGCCAACGGCAAGAAGCCCGCUCAGGAGGAGUCCGAGUCCGAGUCUGAGGAGGACUCUGAGGAGGACUCGGAUGAGGACAGCGACGAGGACUCUGACGACGACUCGGACGAGGACUCGGACGACUCUUCCGAGGACGAGGUCGAGCAGGCCAAGGAGCGUGCGCGUGUCGCCAUUGCCGCCCGUCGCAAGGCGGCCGAGGCCGCACAAGACAAGACUGACCUCCGUUCUCCUAUCUGUUGUAUUCUCGGACACGUCGAUACCGGAAAGACCAAGCUGCUUGACAAGAUCCGUCAGACUUCCGUCCAGGAGGGCGAGGCUGGUGGUAUCACGCAGCAGAUCGGUGCCACCUUCUUCCCGAAGGAGGCGCUCGUCGAGAAGACGCAGGUCGUCAACAAGAACAACGAGGUGCAGGUCAACAUUCCCGGUCUGCUCAUCAUUGACACGCCCGGACACGAGUCGUUCACCAACCUGCGUUCGCGUGGUUCCUCGCUGUGUAACAUUGCCAUUCUCGUCAUUGACAUUACGCACGGUCUCGAGCCCCAAACCAUCGAGUCGCUCAACCUGCUCAAGAUGCGCAAGACCCCCUUCAUCGUCGCGCUCAACAAGAUUGACAAGCUCGACUCGACCGAGUGGAAGACGCACCCCGACGCCGGCUUCCGCGAGACCCUCGCUGCGCAGUCCAAGCGUAUGCAGCGCAUGUUCGCCGACCGCGUUCAGUACAUCAAGGGUAUUCUCAUGGAGCAGGGCCUCAACUCGGAGCUCUACGACGAGAACCCCCAGCCUGGACGUAUCGUCUCCAUCGUCCCCACCUCCGCCGUUACCGGUGAGGGUGUCCCUGACCUGCUUGCGCUCCUCGUCAAGCUCACCCAGGACCGUAUGACUGGUUCGCUCAUGUACCUCUCCGAGGCUGAGGCGACCAUUCUCGAGGUCAAGGUCAUUGAGGGUCUCGGUACCACCAUCGAUAUUGUCCUCGUUAACGGUGUCCUGCGCGAGGGCGACAAGAUUGUGCUCUGUGGCAUGAACGGACCGAUCGUCACCAACGUCCGUGCGCUCCUGACGCCGCAGCCGAUGCGCGAACUGCGUAUCAAGUCGGCCUACGUGCACCACAAGGAGGUCAAGGCGGCGCUCGGUGUCAAGAUCGCGGCCCCGGGUCUCGAGAAGGCCAUCGCCGGUGCGCGCAUGUUCGUCGCCAAGAACGACGACGAGGUCGAGUACUACAAGGACCUCGCCAUGGACGACCUCACCUCGCUCGACAAGUUUGUCCAGAAGUCGGGCCGCGGUGUCUUCGUCCAGGCCUCGACGCUUGGUUCGCUCGAGGCCCUGCUCGUGUUCCUCAAGGACAUGAACAUUCCCGUCUUCGAGUUCGGCCUCGGACCCGUCUACAAGUCGGCCGUGAUCCGCGCCGGUCUCAUGCUCGACCGUGCGCCCGAGUACGCCGUCAUGCUCUGCUUCGAUGUUCCCGUGACCUUUGAGGCUGAGGAGCAGGCCAAGCGUGAGGGUGUCAAGAUCUUCUCCGCCAUGAUUAUUUACCACCUCUUCGACGCCUUCAAGAAGCACAUGGAGGAGGUCAAGGAGGCCCGUCAGAAGGAGGCCGCGCCCAACGCAGUCUGGCCUUGCAAGCUUAAAAUCUUGAAGCCAUUCGCUACGCGAGACCCCCUGAUCCUUGGAUGUGACCUUGUCGAUGGAGCGACUGUGCGCGUUGGAACGCCUGUUGGAGUCGUGCGCGUCGACAAGGAGAAGGGCACACGUGACAUUAUUCCGCUCGGAAAAAUCACGGGCCUGGAGAUCAACCACAAGACUUUCCAGGUGGUCAAGCGGAACCAAAUUGGAGCUGGUGUCGCCGUCAAGAUUGAACGUGCUUCGCAUCAAGCAGCUCGCACGUUUGGCCGGCACUUCUCCGAGCAUGACCUCGUCGUUUCUCUCAUCUCGCGUCAGAGCUUGGACACGCUGAAAUCGAAUUUCAGAAAUGAAACAUCUGUGAAGAGUGCAGUGACCGUAUUUUCUUCCCUUCUCCGUCGAUCCGUCGAACCAGCUAUCCCAUACGGCACUGUUACGAACAGUACCAGAAUGUGCGUUGUAGACAAGGCCUGGGCGGCCGUCAGCGAAGCGUUCGCACCCACCCAGCCGCUCUCCGGGUACGCCAACCCCGCGUACAGCAUGACUGCUCCCAAGACUACGCAGCUCGAGCGCGUCGAGAUCAUCGAGCUCAGCAUCAAGGAGUUCUUCACUCCGAGCGGAUUGACAUGGAAGGGUAAUGACAAUCCGUUCAUGAUGGCCCUCUACACCUUCCUCGGAGUCAAGGUAUUCAAGAACGCCGCGAAUCUCGCAGAGAUCCGCACUCUGUUCCACCGAGAUCUACCAAACACCAGGUACAAGCCCUUGAGUGAGGAUGAGAAGGAGGUGGUGGUCGCGGCGGAGAAGAUGCUGAGUGAGCAGCAGACGAGAUCGGGUUUGCUCAUAAGCAGAGGCAAGCCGCAUGUCGUGCAGCCGCCGAGGUCUACGCAACUCUGCCGAGAUGAUCGAGGUGUCCGUGAACUGUCUCGACGAGUUCCUGAACCGGGACAGGAAGCGCCUGCAGUCGGAGGCGGGCAAGGCAACCGGCCAGCAGGGCACAAGCGGGACCCCGAAGAAGGUGAGGGGUCGUACGCUAUUUGUGGACUUCCUUGGGUUCUCGUGCUAGUGUGGGCUGGUGGUACGUACUCCGUACUCGAAAACGAGAUCAAGGUGUCAAACAAAGGUGUGACGUCUUAUAAGACGCGCUCCGCUGCGAGGAAGGUCAUCCGUGACUACCAGGAGGACAUUGUGAAGGGCAAGCUCGUGCUCAACGACGACGGCUUCGUCGAGUACAACGAGGCACCGAAGUACAACGCGAUGCUUCGAGGUGGUCAAACGGCGGACGUUGAGGAAUGGAUUGUUCAGGCCUGCGAGACCAGUACAAUCUGGUGCUCGGCCGCGCAGAGUUCGGCGACGUCCAAGUCCGCCGAACCUUCCGCUCUUCUUUGUGAACUCGGGUUCAAGGGCACGAGGAGUCAAGUCUUGGGCGUGGCUACAAGGUACUGCGAAGCCGAGAUGGCCAAGUGCCAUCAGGCAGAGCAGAAGUCAGGCUGGCGCUGGACCGAGGCCAAGCACAGCACGGUAGCCAAGGGGACGAUCUGGAACAACCUCGCCAGCGCGCUUCCGACCCAUCGGCCUGCUGCUAUCAUGCUGCACCUCCGUCACGACCACGUUAAGGAGAUUAUCCGCAAAAUCAUGCGCCAGCAGCUUCUGGGAUGGAGCUGGGGGCGUCUGGAGUUUGAAGCCGCUCGCGCGCGUGAAGAGAAGGGUGACAACAUCACCGGCCUCACUCUCAUCGUCCAUUUUAUCGGUGUGUCAAGCCUGCUUGACGACGUCUACAUGUGCAUCAUCAACGAGGAAGAGGACGGAAGCAUCCGUCACGACACAAAAAGGCGCAUCGGCCAGGUUCUGAGGGACGGCGAGCGCGUGCUCGAGUUGCAAGACUGGAUUGCGGAUGCAACCGAGCCCGUGGACCUCGAAGAGCAACUGCAGGUCGUCCUCGGUAAGGGUCGCUUUGCAGGUGCCGGAAUUGCGAGCGCCUUCUCGUCUGCUUUGUGUAAGGAGUGGAAAGUGUCCCGCCAACUGCUCUUCAGCUUCGCGAGGAAACUCGCCUACAGGACUCGCGCGCGCGCCGAACGACACGACGCGCUGCUGCCGAAGUACUGGACUUCGGCGGAGAAGGACACGGUUGCAGAGAGCCUUGCCAACCUCGAAAGCUUUGACUGGAAGGCCGUCUCGGCGGCAGUGAAAACUCGUACGCCCGGCGCGAUCGAGAAGCACGUUCUCAAGGCGAAAGCGAAGGUGCGCAAGGACAUGGCGACACGUAUGCGCCGUGCUUCCUCUUAUUAUCAGUAUGCAGAGAUUGACCCACGAGCUUCAGUCCCAACCCCAGGUCCAGGCGCCUCCAGGGACAGGAGUGACCCUUAUCUUACCCAAUUGACCGAAGGAAGACGCCGACCAGCCAGCCAGCCAUGGGAUCCCCAGGGCUCUUAG
Molecule: messenger RNA, 5700 nt
Organism: Trichosporon asahii var. asahii CBS 2479
Lineage: Eukaryota; Fungi; Basidiomycota; Tremellomycetes; Trichosporonales; Trichosporonaceae
Product: GTPase
Exons: 21
Coding region: 1-5700 (1899 amino acids)
Molecular function (GO): translation initiation factor activity; GTP binding; GTPase activity
Source: RefSeq, a predicted model, not a curated record